Molecule: messenger RNA, 2685 nt
Organism: Oncorhynchus kisutch (coho salmon)
Lineage: Eukaryota; Metazoa; Chordata; Actinopteri; Salmoniformes; Salmonidae
Product: putative mediator of RNA polymerase II transcription subunit 26
Exons: 5
Coding region: 213-2438 (741 amino acids)
Source: RefSeq, a predicted model, not a curated record
CCAAAAAAAGCCUGCAGAUACAGCAUAAGGGAUAUUAUGCUAGGGCUUAUACCAGCCAUUAGUUCUGAUUACUGGGGAGCUUUUGAGGUGCAAAAUGGCCGUGAUGAUUGGAAUCGCUUUCAGAGUUUCUUGGCUUUGUUGCCUGCUAAUUGGCGUGAUAACCUGUUCUACAUCAAGCUGGCAUUUUACUUUUUCUUUAUCUAACCUAGGUGAUGGGUAUCCUGCACCAGGUUCUGAUGCAGCAUGGCUCUAUACAGGCCCACUUAAGUCUAAAGGAUAUGGUAAUUACAACUCCAACAGCUCAAUUGCAAGCGCAGCUGACCGAAGAGCAACAGAAACAUCUGGCAGCCAUUCUGCAAAAGCAACUGGCCCCCAUGCCCCAGGCACCUCAGAAAAUGUGGUAUCCAACUCAAAUGCCCCAGAAGCAACCAGUUACUGAACUUCAGCAUCAGAAGGAACACGCCUCCAUACCCCAGCUACCUCAGCAAGUGUGGUAUCCAGUUCAAAUUCCUCAGCAGCAAAAGCAACCAGCUACUGGUCCUCAGCAGCAGACGGAACUGACCACCAUGCCCCAGAAGCAACCGGCUCCAAUGCCUAUACCGCAGAAACAACCAACAGCUAUGCCCCAGAAAGCAUGGUAUCCAGCUCAAAUUCAGCAGAAGCAACCGGCCACCAUGCACCAGCAAGUGUGGCAUCCAGCUCAAUUGCCCCAGCAGCAAAAGCAACCGGCUACUGAACCUCGGCAGCAGAAGGAACCGGCCUCCAUAACCCAGCAACCUCAGCAAGUGUUGCAUCCAGCUCAAAUGCUGCUGAAGCAACUGACUGCCAUGCCCCAGCAAGUGUGGUAUCCAGCUAAGCCCCAGAAGCAACUGGCCGCUGAUCCUCAGGAGCAGAUUGAACUGAACGCCAUGCCCCAGCAACCUCAGCAAGUGUGGUAUCCAGCUCAAAUGCCCCAGAAGCAACCAACCGCUGAACCUCAGUGGCAUCCAGCCAAAUUUCCCCAGGAGCAACCCGUCCAAAUGCGUCAACUGCAGAAGGAACUGACCGCCAUUCCACCACAACUGUGGCAAUCCGCUCAAAUUCCCCAGCAGCAUAAGCAACCGGCUGCCAAGCUUCAGCAAUUGUGGCAACUGGCCCCCAUUCCCCAGCAGCCUCAUGACGUGUGGUAUCCAGCUAAAAUGGUCCAGAAGCAACAAGCAGCUGCAACUCAGCAGCAGAAGGAACUGACCACCAUGCCUCAAGAGUGGUAUCCAGCUCAAUUUCCCCAGCAGCAGAAGCAGCCAGCCCUAAUGCUUUUACCGCAGAAGGAACUGACCGCCAUACACCAGCAACCUCAGCAAGUGUGGCAUCCAAUGCACAUUCCCCAGCAGCAACAGGAACUGGCCACCAUACCCCAGCAAGUGAGGUAUCCAGCUCAAAUGCCCCAGAAGCAUCUGGCCUCCAUGCCUCUACCACAGAAGCAACCGACCGCCAUGCCCCAGCAAGAGUGGCAUCCAGCUCAAAUGCCCCAGCAGCAGAAACAACUGGCCCCAAUGCCUCAACCACAGAAGCAACAGGCCACCAUGCCCCCGCAAGUAUGGCAUCCAGCUCAAAUGCCUCAGCAGCAAAAGCAACCAGCUACUGAACCUCAGCAGCAAAUUGAACCGACCGCCAUGCCCCAGCCACCUCAGCAAUUGUGGCAUCCAGAUCAAUUUCUCCAGGAGCAGAAGCAACCAUUCACUAUGCAUCUACCGCAGAACGAACUGACCGCCAAUCCACCACAACUGUGGCAAUCCGCUCAAGUGCCCCAGCAGCAUAAGCAACCGGCUGCCAUGCUUCAGCAAGUGUGGCAUCGGGCACAGAAGCAACCGGCCCCUAUGCCCCAGCAGCCUCACGACGUGUGGUAUCCAGCUAAAAUGGUCCAGAAGCAAGUCGCUGCGGUGACCGCCAUGCCGCAUACGCAUCAGCAAGUAUGGCAUCCAGCUGAAUUUCCCCAGCAGCAGAAGCAACCGGCCUCAAUGCCUCUACCGCAGGAGCAACCGACCGCCGUACCCCAGCAAGUGUGGUAUCCAGCUCAAAUGUCCCAGCAGCGGAAGCAACACACUGCCAUGCCACAGCACCAACUGACCCCCAUGCCUCAGCAAUUAUGGCAUGUAGCUCAAAUGCCCCAGAAGCAACUGGCCCCAAUGUCUCAGCAGAAUCACUACGAAAGCACUGAUGAUGGUGCCUCUAGUAGCACUCAGGCCAGCAUCGUUGAACAGUCGGGUGUCAUCCCAAUCUAUUCCUACAGUUCCAAAUCGCACUACGGGAAUGGCAGGACUGUAUUCUCCCUAACCCGCUACACUCCUAGGGACGCUAUGCCUGUUGACAGUGGAAAUGCUCCCAAGGACAGUUUUGUUCGUACUGGUGCACCAAGCGUAUAUCCAUCACUAGUGAAGGAUUCUGCAAGGAAAAUGUAAUGGAUUCAUCCUCUAGAAGCUAAUGGAAGUAUCUGGUGCUCUUGCUACUCUAGCGUGAGGGAGUACAUGAACAGUGCUACUUUCAAAAAUGUCUCUGUGAAAUAAUGGUUCUCAUGUCCAUUGCUUGCUAAUUGAGAACAGGUGGUGUGCAGUCUGUAGUAAAAAUGACUGCCCAGUUAAUUCUUUGUUUUUCUAGUCUUUUACCUUUGCUACUGGCUGUUCAAAAUAAAAGCUUGGGUCUACAUUU